AUGCAAAUGGAAGUCGAAUUUCCUCCCUCCCUCAACUUCUCCAACAAACGAAGUCGUUCCAGCAGCCCUGCUCCACAUGAACGUCCUACAAAACGCCUCUUCCUCAACCACGCUGAGUCAGAGGCCUUCAAUGGUUUCGAUCACACUCCGCCUAUGUCGCUGAGUGGUAGCUCGCGGAAUGGUAGCCGUCAACCUUCCGAAGAUUGGGUGCGACAAGCCAACGACCUGCGCAUCGACAGCCCUCUAACGACCGAUCCAAUGAAUGAAGCAUUGCAGGGGACAAUAGUAGAGCGAUAUCCAAUUACUGAUGAGGACGUUAUGAUGGACGUUGCCAUGAUUUCGAGCCAACAGAUGAAAGAAGACGCUGAGCCACCAUCCAACCCUACCUCUGCGAGCGCAAUUCUUCCACCUCCCUUCCUUGCAGAAACUCCGCUUGCUCAGCAGGACUCUUCCUUACUUGCUGUGCCGUCUGUCCCUCGCUUCCAACCCCAGGGGGACCCCAAACCGAGACCACGCAUGACCAUGGGUCCCCGUGCAGGCUGUGAAAAGUGCCAGCUUGGUGUGAAAGGACAUUGGAUGCACCUAUCGUAG
This is a messenger RNA of Pleurotus ostreatus (oyster mushroom), 591 nucleotides long. RefSeq lists its product as uncharacterized. The transcript is spliced from 3 exons. Bases 1 to 591 code for a protein of 196 amino acids. The record is from RefSeq and is a predicted model, not a curated record. Lineage: Eukaryota; Fungi; Basidiomycota; Agaricomycetes; Agaricales; Pleurotaceae.